Galleria mellonella (greater wax moth) is the source of this 1861-nucleotide messenger RNA. RefSeq names its product UDP-glycosyltransferase UGT5-like. Lineage: Eukaryota; Metazoa; Arthropoda; Insecta; Lepidoptera; Pyralidae. Gene Ontology annotation, molecular function: UDP-glycosyltransferase activity. The record is from RefSeq and is a predicted model, not a curated record. The coding region runs from base 161 to 1735 and encodes 524 amino acids. The transcript has 4 exons.
UAGUCAUUUCCAUUAUUGUAUGAACAACAGUAAACACCUGUAGAUACAUAAGAGCGUACAAGUGUUUCUUGUUGGUAUUUUUAGAUUAUUAAAGUUAAAUUUUACAGUAGGAACAGAUACAUCUAACGACUACUCUAUUCAGUGAGCACACAGUUCAAAGAUGAAAUACUCGUAUCUCUUACCAACGAUUGUGCUGUUAACAAGCUUAUCAGAAACGAAGUCGGCAAGGAUUUUAGCAGUGUUUGUUAUACCAGCAAAAAGUCAUCAUGUAAUUUUUCGCACUCUGACGUUGGAGUUGGCGAAGCGUGGACAUGAAUUGGUCGUGAUCACACCGCAUCCUGUUUUCCAGAACGGCAAAACACCAGACAAUUACAAAGAGAUCGAUGUAUCCGACAAAUGUCGGGAGGCGUGGAGUAGGAAACCAAUGAAUUCCGGUCACGGCAGUGUUUCAGAUUUAAAAAAUGUUAUAUCAGCACAAUUGGAUAUUAUCGUUGAUCUAUUUUAUGAAUAUUUAGAAGAUGAACAAGUAAAUAAGAUAUUACAUGAUCCAAACGCUAAGUUCGAUUUACUAAUCGUUGAAGGAUGGUUUCGACCUAGUGUCGCGUUUUCUCACAAGUUCAACAUACCAGUUAUAAGAUUCAGUUCUUUUGGUUCAUGUUUUACUGAAUAUGAAGAUAAUGGUGCGAUUCAGUAUCCGGUUUUUAGUCCGAAAAUGUGUGGCACGACACUGAAAGACAACACGUUUUGGGGUCAGAUCACUGCGUUGUACGACAGUUUAAUUUACGCUAAAAUACAUAAGUCUCGUGAUAAAGAAAACGAAGAUCGUUUAAAAAAACAUUUCGGUGCUGAUAUACCAAGUUUAGAUGACUUGAACCAAAAUGUAAAUGUUCUGAUGAUGAAUGUGCCUCGUAUUUGGGAAAUGUAUACUCCGACACCGCCCAAUCUGAUACAUGUUGCUGGUAUUCAUUUAAAUGUGGAAAAGGAACUCCCGAAUGACUUGAAAACAUAUCUGGACUCCUUACCUAAUGACGUGAUUUACAUAAGUUUUGGCACCAAUGUGGAAACGUCCACUAUACCAGCAAAACAAUUACAAAUGAUGGUGAACGUGCUGUCCAGACUGCCCUACCAGGUGAUCUGGAAAUGGAAUGAAGACGAGCUGCCUGGACGCAGUGGGAACAUCAUGAUAUCAAAGUGGUUACCGCAAGAGGCUUUAUUAAGACAUCCAAAAGUGAAGUUAUUCAUAACUCAAGGCGGUCUACAGUCAACACAAGAAGCCAUAUUUGCUGGUGUACCAUUACUUGGCAUGCCACUUAAUAUAGACCAGUUCUAUAAUGUGGAGAAUUACAUUCGACUAAAAAUAGGCCUAAGACAAGACCUCAAGACGUUAAACGAAGAGAAAUUUGGAGAAACCAUUCUUACUCUUUUGAACGACAAAAGUUACCGUGACAAUGUGCAACGACUGAGCGUGAAGUUGCACGACGAGCGCCUGCCGCCGCUGGCGCGCGCCGUGUGGUGGACGGAGCACGUGCUGCGGCACGCGGGCGCGCCGUAUCUGCGCGCGCCCGCCGCCAACAUGCACUGGGCGCGUUACUACGAACUGGACUUGCUUGCUAUCUUUAUUACCAUAUGCCUCUUCAGCAUUACCCUUGUUUAUCUGUGCCUUUAUUAUUUGCUGUUAUUUAUUUUCAACUUCUUAAAGAACUCAGUUGGUUUUCAAAAGUAUAAAAUCGUUUAAAGCAUACGUUUUUUUUUAUUGUCUUAAAUAUGGUAAAUUUAAAGUAUUUAUAUACCAUAAUGUCGUUACCGUUUUAUACAAUGGUAACUGUAAAAACUAAAAUUUUCAAAAUAGUUAAUUGUUGUU